Bombina bombina (fire-bellied toad) is the source of this 5369-nucleotide messenger RNA. It is a transcript of the gene REM1, whose product is annotated as RRAD and GEM like GTPase 1. Gene Ontology annotation, cellular component: plasma membrane. Gene Ontology annotation, molecular function: calcium channel regulator activity; GTP binding; GTPase activity. Gene Ontology annotation, biological process: negative regulation of high voltage-gated calcium channel activity. The record is from RefSeq and is a predicted model, not a curated record. The coding region runs from base 318 to 1157 and encodes 279 amino acids. The transcript has 5 exons. NCBI's taxonomy places the organism in Eukaryota, Metazoa, Chordata, Amphibia, Anura, Bombinatoridae.
UCCCACAAAAGAGCCAUUCUGGUACUAACUACUGUAUAGUGCUUUGUAGACUUUACCUGAAAGAAACUGUUCCAGAGAGUGCAGUAGAACCUACUGCUGGGAGAGAAUAUUACCCAAGUGAAUAAAACUGUUCAGUGAGGAAUAAAACUGCUCCGGAGGACAGUUAUGCUUUUGAUUUAUUUGGUGAUUUUUCUCUUGAGAGAGACUGCUGAAUAGAGAAACAAAGAGUGAGACUGCUGCUGCAAGAGACUGUAGCGAAAGACUAGGGAGACCACCCUGAAAUCUUUCUCAUAGACAGCACAGGAAUUUAAGACCCAAUGAGUGCAACCCACGCACCUUUGCGGAGGAGAGCCAGCACCCCUCUGCCAUGUUCUCACCAGAACCGCCCACGAGCAGCUCCUUCCUUAGUAGUAAUGCCCUCAACCUCAAAACCUACACUCAGUGAACAGUGUAGUGGGUCAUCUGACUCUGGAGGAUCAGAUGGAGUUCAUGAAACUGUUUGCAGAGUUGUUCUUCUGGGGGACCCAGGAGUUGGAAAGUCAAGCCUUGUUGCCAUCUUCACAAGAGAACCAGAAAGAGAGGUGCCAGAAAAAAAACAAGAAGUGUUUGAAUGCUCAUUGAAUGUAGAUGGAGAAGACACCACUCUGCUAGUGAUGGAUUCAUGGGAAAGUGAAAGACAGAGGUCCAAUGGAGGCAGUGACAACCCUAUGCGAACAGGUAAUGCAUAUAUCAUUGUGUAUUCAAUCACGGAUCGAGCAAGCUUUGAGAGUGCCUCAGAACUUCGAAUACAACUUCGACGUACCCGUCAAUCAGAAAAUAUUCCGAUAAUCCUUGUAGGGAAUAAGACGGAUCUGGUGCGCAGCAGGGAAGUGUCUGUAGAAGAGGGACGUGCCUGUGCAGUGGUGUUUGACUGUAAGUUCAUAGAGACCUCAGCAGUGCUACAGCACAAUGUCCGUGAGCUAUUUGAGGGGAUGGUUCGCCAGAUCCGGUUACGCAGAGAUGGGGCAGAUACAUCAGAAAGUUGCAGAUUGAGGCACCAACGCAAGGAGAGUCUGAGCAAACGAGCGCGCAGAUUUCUUGACCGUCUAGUAACCAGGAAUAGCAAAGCAGUGCUGAGAGUGCACUCACGCUCCUGCCACGACCUGUCUGUACUCUGAGUGCUGGGACAGUUAAGGACUAUUUAUGUGCACACACUGGGGGUAUCUUACUGGAGCUCACUGCUCCGUCACAUGGGAAGUUCAAAGAAUGCAAUUAAACUUUAUAUGGUUUAAGUGAGUUACUUAAAUGUGAAGUUCAAUGGGUUUUUGUAUAGGAACCAAUGAUAGAUUAGUUCUGUCCCCAGAACACAUUUUUACUAAGGAAUGAAAUCAGGCUUUCUGAGUGUGGGAUUGUAGAUGACACUUGUAGGGGAUGUAGGUCACAGUUUUUCUAUUUCUCCCUCCCCCUCCAGCACUUUAUGGAAUUUUGCUCAGCUCCCUCUAAGCAGACACUGACCAAACAAUGGAAAAAUUGAGCUCAAUGUUUAUGGAGAGAGACUGGGAGAGACUGCAGGGAAAAAAACAGAAGACAGGGAUUCCAAGGAGUGCGCCCCCCACCCCCUUCCUAGAUGUGAGCAUCUUCAGGCAUUUUUAAAGCAGGGUUGGUCUUUCCCUUGGUUGCUUAAAUCACACGUGUAGCAGCGGAGAGUUUAGACCCUUAUUGAUCUGUGGAUGCAUUACGUCCCAGUGGCCUAGUUUCUUUAAAGCAUUCUGGGUCUAUAAAAACAUAACAGAGUAGCGCCGUAUCAGAAGUGUGAAAUACCGUAAAAGGACGAUUUUGCUGCUGAAGUGUUAUAAUAGAAUUUGGUAUUAUAAGUAGCAAGUCAAAUGUUAUCUGAUUCGUUGGCAUCUUUCUGAAAAGCUGAGCUGGGGUGCACUAGGGGUCCGGCACAUGUUUAUGUAUCAUUCCUUCUUCCAGCUUUAUUUGCUGUGUAAAUCUGGGCCUUGGGGCUUUUCCUACAGAAUUGCUCUAUGGUGUUGGAUUUCAGUUAUAUUUGUUAACCCUUGUCAUGCCGCAGUUGUUGAAAGAACAAUGCUGACGUUUCAGAUGUCAUUAUAGUACUAUGACUAUCUGUGAUCUCCUUGGGGACAUUUCCGCUGGAUGAAGAAUGCUGUGUAGUUAAAGGGAAAGUCCAGCCAAAAUUGGAAUCCACAUGGAUGCAGUUCAGUUUUGAUUAGGAGCAUUUUUGUAAUAUACAUGUAUUAGCAAAAAUAUUUCUAAUAAAAGCUAUAGCUGUUCCAAAAGUAUAUUUAAGUAUGCACCGUGCACCAGAAUUUUAAACAGCACUUGCUUAAGACCUUAAAGGGACAUUAUACACUAUUUUUUUCUUUGCAUAAAUGUUUUGUAGAUGAUCUAUUUAUAUAGCCCAUAAAGAUUUUUGUUUUUUUUAAAUGUAUAGUUUUGCUUAUUUUUAAAUAACAUUGCUCUGACUCCUAACCAAGCCCCAAAGUUUUAUGAGAAUACCGUCAGAUACCUACUCCAGCUUGCUCCUGUUUGUGUAAAGGGUCUUUUCAUAUGCAAAAGAAGGGGGGGGGUUGUCUUAUUUCCCCCUUGUAGUGGGCUUUCCAGCUACCUUUUCAACAGAGCUAAACUGAGCGCUUCUAAGUAAGUUUUUAAACUGUUUUAUACUGGAUUUUUAUAUCAGUAUCUGUGCAUCUUUUUCUUUAUAGUAAUGUCUAUUAGAUGCAGUUAUAUGAAAAUGAGUGUAUACUGUCCCUUUAAGUUGCUUGUAGCAUCUGGUAAUGACUCAAUUUGUUAAUUGCUGACAUGAUACAAGCCCCACUGGCGCUCUGAGCUGCAGCCUUAUUUAAAAUGCUGGUGCACUGAGAACAUCCAGCUAUGCUUCACAUGCACAUGCUGAGACAAAUUCUAACACUAAAACAGUGAUAACUUUUACUUGAAGCAUUUUUGCCAAUAAAUGUAUAUUGUAAAUAAGUUUCUAUUAAAAAAUCUAAUUUAUUUAUGUGGAUUUCAAUUUUGACCGGAAAAUUCCUUUAAGAGGAAUUUGGACAAAUGCAAUACAAAAUAGUAACAAAUAAGAAAAGAUGAAUCAUUUAAGUUUUUAUUAUUUUUAUUGUGUGUGUAUAUCAGUAUAUUUAGAAAUAUGACUUUUAAUAUCUAUGGUUUAUAUUGUAUUGUAUGCUACAAAAAAUAGAUUUUACUGUAUUCAGCGAGUGCCUACACAAGAGUCUGACAUGUCUGAAGUUAAUCAAUAAUCUGCUUACUCCUGCCUCAAAUAUACGCUUGCCGUGAAAUAUAAGACUAGCAAUGAUACAAAAACAACAUUACGUUUAGAAGUAUAAUUCUUUCAAAGGCAGAGUUGUUAUUACCAAUUUGCGGUGCUGCCAUGUCAAAAGGACAAUAAACUUCACACAAAUGCUAUCAUGUAUACGAAAGAGCAGACAUUGUACAUAUUUAAUUGUGUAUUAAACUAAGGUUAAUUUAAUUUUGCUUUAACUAAGAGGAAUUGCUCAUUAAAGGGAUGUGAAACCCAAUUUCUUUCAUGAUUUAGAAAGAACAUGCAAUUUUAAACAACUUUCCAAUUUACUUUUAUUAUCUAAUUUUCUUCAUUCUGUUGAUAUCCUUGGUUGAAAAGCAUAUAUAGAUAGGCUCAUUAGCUGCUGAUUGGUGGCUGUACAUGGAUGCCUUGGGGCCGAAUUAUCAAGGGCCGAAUGGCCCUAAAUACCCCUGUUGGCUCACCGGAAACAGGAGUAAAGAAGCAGCAGUCUUAAGACAGCCACUUCUUAACUCGUCUGCCGCUUCUGAGGCGGCGGACAGCAAUCAGCCCAAUCGAAUACGAUUGGCUUGAUUGACACACCCUGCUAGCGGCCAAUUGGAUCUGCAGGGGGCGGCAUUGCACAAGCAGUUCACCAGAACUGCUUGUGCAAUGUUAAAUGCCGACAGCGAUGUCGGGCGGACAUGUUUCGCUACAUUGAAUCAUGUCCGCCUGCCAUUUGAUAAUUCGGCCCCCUUGUGUGAAUGGCUCACCCAUGUGUAUUGCUAUUUCUUCAACAAAGGAUAUAUAAAGAAUGAAGCAAAUUAGAUAAUACAAGUACAUUUAAAUGUUGUUUAAAAUUGUAUUCUCUAUCUGAAUCAUGAAAGAAAAAAUGUGGGUUUCAUGUCCCUUUAAGCACAACCCAUUCAUUGGGACAGAUUUCCCAAUGGAUAAUAAAGGCAAUUCUAUAAGUGAACAGAAUUUAUUAUAAAACAAAAAUAAAAAGAUACAAAAACAAACUUGGAAAAGAAAAACAAUUGUUGAUGCAAAAAAAUAAAAAUAAAUAUAUAUAUAUAUAAUCUCCCUUUAAAUAUUUAUGAUUUUUGGCUCAAAAAAGGGGUUGCUGGGUACAGUCCUGCUUUUUAAUGACAGUGGUAACUUCUAAUUUGCAAAUCCAAAUGGCUUUAAUUAAUCUCUGUGUUUUGUUUUGCAACUCCAGUCUGUAAGUACCACAAACGGGCCAGAUGUGAACCACUUGCCUACCUAGGCACUAAACCAAAAGACUGAGCAGAUGAACAGCCUGGGAAGGGGAAUGUUACAAUUCUGGCCAGUUUGAGUACUAGGGUUGAGAAACUUAGGUCUAGGCCACGUUAUUUUUUUUAUUACAUGGAUGCUAUAGAAUGUACGAAUGCAAUGCACAUUGGGAAGAUUACUUAGGUCUUCUCUGUUUUUAUUUUUACGCAGGAAGCCUUUAGCUUAGUUGUCCAACCAGUAUCCAAACUGCAGCUCUUAAAUGUUGUUUUUUAAAGCCACUCCGCUUGUUAUGCAUGUGAACCUGGGAGGUAUCUUGUAGCACUUGCCCCUUAAAAUAGCAACAACAGUCGCCAUGCAGCAAAUGUGUACUGAUAAAGAAGUCAGCGUUAGGACAGAGGAGGAGAUGCUCUCUAUGCCUAUCUAAUAACACAGAUCCAUGUGUGUACAUUGCCAGGCAAUGGAUUCAUCAUGGUGCCUGAAUGAUAUUUGAAAGGGAGUGUUUAGGUUUCCAUGCUGAGGAAAAAUGGGUUGGUUCAUUUCUACUGUGUAAAGAAGAAUUGUUUGGUGUCUGAAGAGGGGAAUUACUUCUUUACAUACAUUUUUUUUUUUGAUGUUCCAUGAUAGUAUUUGGGCCCUUGGUGAUCCAUAAGGGAAUCAUUACCUAAUUUUGGUAGAGAGUGUUAUUCCCCAUUUUGUAUAGGGAAAAACAGAGCAAUCAAGUUACACUAUCAUAAAGUGACACAUUAUUUGGAGUCUUCUUAAAAAAUCACACUGUUGGAAAAUGCAUUCAAAGAUGGAACUAUAUAACCAUAUUUGGAAUUUGGAGCCGCUUUAUAAAUAAAUUAUAAUUAUUUUGAAGGAA